AUGGCGUCCUCCAGCCGAGCGCGCUCUUCCAAACAACCCGGACCUUCCCUCAUCCACGUGCCCAACCUCUUCUCGGUGGUCGAGCCUGGCGUGUAUCGCUCUGCCAGUCCUACGCCCGCUCAGGUCCCAUUCCUGGCUUCGCUGAACCUCAAGACGAUCAUUUCCCUGACGCCCGAGUUCCCCACGAAGCAGCUUCUCGCUUUUACUCGAGCGGCGGGAAUCGACUUUCUGCAUUUGGGCACGACAUUAUGGAGGCCACUCAUGGACUGGAAACCUAUCCAGGAUGAGAUCGUCAAGGCAACGCUGGAGCUGUUACUGGACAAGCGGGUACACCCUCUUCUGAUCAUUGACCCUCUGGGGAUACAUCAAACGGGUAUCAUCGUUGGCUGCCUUCGAGUGCUGCAGGGGUGGAACUUCGCCUCUACCCUCGUCGAGCUGUUCGAUCCGGACCUCAUCAAUCUCCCCCUUCCGGAUAACAUCCCAUCUUGGUUCCGUAGUCUAGACGAGUCCGACGAGGAGGAUACGGACUACGAGGUGGAAGAGGCGGACCCGGUGGACAAGAAGGCACAAAAGGGAGCCAAGCCGGGCAAGGAGAAGGUUAUAGAGCCGAGCAACACAGCGGAGGAGGUCGUCGGGGGUAGAGAUCCGGGUAAAGGCGAGCGAGGCGUGGGAUAA
Molecule: messenger RNA, 675 nt
Organism: Dioszegia hungarica
Lineage: Eukaryota; Fungi; Basidiomycota; Tremellomycetes; Tremellales; Bulleribasidiaceae
Product: tyrosine phosphatase family-domain-containing protein
Exons: 5
Coding region: 1-675 (224 amino acids)
Molecular function (GO): phosphatase activity
Source: RefSeq, a predicted model, not a curated record